AGUUUAAUCAAGUCAGAGACUGUUGGCUUUACCCUAUAAAUAUGACCACCUUUGCCUAAUUAAGAGAAGAAGAUAAGAGAGAGAGAGAAAGCCAUCAGUUCAUAUUGAAGGUGCAUCCAUGGAGGAAGACAAGAAGAAAGCUGCAGAUUCAAGUGGUGAUCAUGAGGUAUAUAUGCCAACUCAUUAGAUAGGAGAUGGAAAUAAAGAGAAGGAGCGUGGCACUUUGAAGUCAUCUUCAUCACCCAACCACAAAAAUCUGAGUUCAGACAAAGAGGAAAACGAGCUACUUGAGUCAGCAAAGGCUGAAAUGGGGGAAGUGAUGGAAGAGAAUCAAAGGUUGAAGAUGUAUUUGGAGCGUAUGAUGAACGAUUAUCGGACGCUUCAGAUGCAAUUCCAAGGCAUGGUUGAAAAGGAAGAAGGAGAAAAAGCAGCAAAGAGCGAAAAUGAUAAUAAUACUCCCCAAGUAACCGAAGAAUCGGAUCAGCUGGUGUCCCUUAGCCUGGGAAGGGCUUCAGCUGAGAUGAAAAGAUCAAUAAUGUGUGGUGCUGGGAAAGAUAAUGAAGAAAAUGAUGAGAAAGAGGGCCUAACUCUUGGCUUGGACUGCAAAUUCAAAUCUUUGCAGCCCAAUAAUCAAAGCACAGAUAAUAGUUCAGAUGAAGUGAAGGAAGAAAAUGGGGAGACUUGGCCUCCAAGUAAGGCCUUGAAAACUACAAGAAGUGGAGAGGAUGAAGUUUCACAACAAAACCCUGCUAAAAGAGCUAGGGUUUCUGUUAGGGUCAGAUGUGAUGCCCCAACGAUGAAUGAUGGGUGCCAAUGGAGGAAAUAUGGACAGAAGAUUGCGAAAGGGAAUCCGUGCCCUAGGGCAUACUAUCGCUGCACUGUGGCUCCAAACUGCCCAGUAAGGAAACAGGUUCAAAGAUGUGCGGAUGACAUGUCAAUUUUGAUCACAACAUAUGAAGGAACACACAACCAUCCACUUCCACUUUCAGCCACCGCGAUUGCCUCCACCACUUCCGCCGCCGCCUCCAUGCUAAUGUCGGGUUCAUCAACCUCCGCCUCCACCUCAAUGCCGCCAGGAACCACCACCGCCACCACCACCUCCACCGCCAAUCUCAACGGACUAAAUUUCUACCUCUCCGACGCCUCAAAACCAAAACCCUUCUACAUCCCAACCUCUUCAAUAGCCCCAACACUUGGACACCCCACAAUCGUCCUAGAUUUAACUUCAUCGGCUCCCUCUUCCACAUCAUCAAAUCUAAGUAGAAUAGGAAGUUUAGGAAACUACCCUCCAAGAUUUUCUUCUACAAAUCUCAACUUUAGUUCUUUGGAAUCAAACCCUCUCCCCAUUUCUUGGAACCUUGGAACUACUCAACCUUAUAACAAACCCCACAUAAGCUCAUCUCUUAGCUUUGCCAGACAACAACAACAACACCAACAACAACCUUUUCAUCAAGACAAUCAAAUUCUUUUCCAAUCCUAUUUGUCCAAAAACAACCUUAAUAAUAACAACACUCCUUCACAGUCUCUCCCACAAGAAACCAUUGCAGCUGCAACAAAGGCGAUCACUUCCGACCCAAACUUCCAAUCUGCAUUAGCAGCUGCCCUUUCAUCAAUCAUUGGCACUAAUAAUGGAAACAGUGGAACAUCCUUAAACAACCUCGGAAUCCAUGGAUUAGCGGAGAAAUUAAGCCAGAACUUGAAGGCAGCGGCCGAGCCUUUUCCCAUCCUUUCUAGCUUUUCUCCAUCUCCAAAUCCAAAUAAAUGCUCUUCAAGUUUGUUGAGUAGGCCGACAACGACAUCCUCGGCAAAUCCUCAUCCUGGGAAUUUGAUGUAUCAUCUCCAACAAACCUCAAAGAGUAAGUCUUCCUCUCCAGGUGACAGUAGAUAGAGAUCAUAUUUUGCAAGGUAGAAUUUCUUUUUCUGAAUAAAAAAGUACUGGUUUUAAUUACUUUUGUAGAACGGUAACAUCAUUUGUCAAAUGUAAUAUUUUUUCUAAUGUUUAUUAUGAACCAACAACAACGUUCAAACUGUAAAUUAGAUAUAUGGUACAGUUCAUGUAUAAAACCCAUUGACAUUUUGUGAGUUAUUUUGGCUAUUUAUUCCCU
Molecule: messenger RNA, 2105 nt
Organism: Ipomoea nil (Japanese morning glory)
Lineage: Eukaryota; Viridiplantae; Streptophyta; Magnoliopsida; Solanales; Convolvulaceae
Product: probable WRKY transcription factor 61
Exons: 5
Coding region: 308-1888 (526 amino acids)
Biological process (GO): regulation of DNA-templated transcription
Molecular function (GO): sequence-specific DNA binding; DNA-binding transcription factor activity
Source: RefSeq, a predicted model, not a curated record